Molecule: messenger RNA, 1803 nt
Organism: Helianthus annuus (common sunflower)
Lineage: Eukaryota; Viridiplantae; Streptophyta; Magnoliopsida; Asterales; Asteraceae
Exons: 2
Coding region: 1-1803 (600 amino acids)
Source: RefSeq, a predicted model, not a curated record
AUGCGAAAGUGCCCACAUCAUCAAAUAGAAAAGUGGGAAUUGGUCAAAUGCUUUGUACGGGGUUUGGACGACAACACAUGGAACCGACUUGAAUCAACGAGCAAUGGGACCCUUCUAAGCAACCACGAAGAUGAUGAUUGGGAGUUUUUGGAGCGGAUGAGCAAACGGUCAAAGGAAAAGGAAUCGGCCGACCGAGCCAAAAAGCACCCUACCUCAAGGUCAUGGCCCGAUCGUGAUGCAAGUUCUAAGGAUCGGAUUGAUAUGUUGGAGCGGGAAUUGGCCCGCAUGAAGAAGAAGGAAGUGGGUGCGGUACACUAUAGCGUAUGUGAAGAAUGUGGUGACAUCGGUCACCGGACCGAGAAUUGUCAAGCCACCGUGGAGGUGAAUCAAGUGUAUGGGGACCGAAGGCAAUAUGAUAUGAACUCUAACACUUACCACCGCGGGUUGAGGAACCAUCCUAACUUUAGGUAUGGUAAUGCCUUUAACCAAAUGAAUCCGAAUUUCCAAUCUGGAAGUCAAGGCGGGUAUUCGCACCAAACUCGCCAAAGAGGUUACAACCAAGAUGGUCACGGGUUGACGAAUAAUCAAGGAGGUGGUGGUGAUUUGAAUGCAAAGAUGGAUGCAAUGCUUUCGAUGAUGCAAGAGUCCAAGAAAGAGAAUGAAAUUCGGGACAAAUCGCAUGAAGCAUUAGCAAAACAAGUGGGCCAACUUGCGGAGGAAAUGGCACAAAUGAGGGGGAGCAUGGGAAAGCUCCCAAGUGACACCACGGUGAACCCUAAGCAUCAAAUUUCAAGCACGGGCAAUGUGAGGAAUGUGCAUAUUAGCGCGGUAAGUCUUCUUUCAAAUGAUGAGGUUUGUAGUAGUGUUGAAAGCAUUCCACCACAAUGCGUUGAUGGUGUAGUGGGAAAUACAAGAGAUGAGUUGGAAAUUGAGGAACGGUACCCACCGAAGGAUGAGAGGUGGGAAAAUUUUAAACAAGCAAAAAUUAAUUUACUGUUACUCGAUGACAUUAAAAAGGUUCCGGCUCAUGUGGAAUGCUUAAAGGAGUUAAGCAUCGAAAGACGACACAACAAAUUACCCGAACCGGUUGAUUUGAUAUCACAUGUUAGUGCCGUUCUAUCGAGUGCCAUUCCUCAAAAAGCUCAAGAUCCGGGAGAUCCACUUAUUCCAAUUCAAAUUGGAACCUUCAAAAUUAAGAGGGCGCUCCUCGAUCUUGGAGCUUGUGUGAGCAUUUUACCCGGGAGUUUGUAUGACCAAUACGAUUUUGGUCCAUUAAAAAAUUUUGAUAUUCCCGUGGUAUUGGCCGAUCAGACUCCCACGCAUCCAAGGGGGAUGGUGGAGGAUGUGAUUGUUAAGGUGGAUGAUUGCUACUACCCAGUUGACUUUUUGGUAGUAGACUAUGUUGGGUGUGUUGAGGAUACCCAACCGGUAGUUAUCUUGGGUAGACCGUUCUUGGCAACUGCUAAUGCCAUAAUAAAUUGUGCAACGGGAACAGUAAGCAUGAAGUUUGGGGACCGGGAAUUAAAUUUAAAUGUUUUUCCAAAUUUCACUAACCCGCUCGGUGAGGAUAAGUGUCUUAAAAAGGACAUGAAUCCAAACAAAAAGGUGUGUGCUAUGGUUGGUAGGUUUGGAGAAACAAAGAAGAAGACGGUCAAGAAAAAGAAGGCGACGAAGUCACCUCUAGAAAAGAAGAAGGAAGAGGAGGUGAGGAAGUUUGGACCGUUUGGCAACAAAUGGUAUGAAUCACCGGUGGAUGAUUUCGAGGAGUUCGUAGGCGGCAAGCACGCCAUUCGACCACCAUGA